AUGAAAAGCUCGUUGGAUAAAUAUCAAGAGAUUUGAUUUCGUGAACGCAUCUCGCUUCACUUCGCCGCUCUAUCAGCGCAUGCAGCAGUAAUGUACGUGCGACAAACCAACUCGCACGCAGCAAAUAUGGACAACUUUCAAAGAAUAUUGGGCAACGACGAGAUAAGAAUGACUUCAGAGAGAUCAUCUGCAUCGAAGAAAGUAAGUCUUAAUGAGCUGUUUUUUAAUUAUUAAAAUCAUGAGAAUCUACAGGGUUUGCGGUAAUAAUGGCUGUCGGCUGUCUGAUACGAUUCUCUUUUCUUUUAAUAGGGAAUCUUGCUUCAGAAUUUGGACGAAGGAAAACCCUGCCUUAAAUGUGGAGAAAAAUGCCCUGGAUUUAGCUUGCACGUGUGGCGGUAAGCACGAACUCAAGGCUCAUAAACCUUGUUUAUUUUUUACUUCGUUUUAAGUAGUUCACCCGUCCGUGUUAAGCACGCAGUGCACAAGAAUUAACAGUUAAUGAAAAAUAAAUUUGAAUCCCGUUGUUUAGAGUAAAAAUUAUUCUUUGUGUCUUUAAUUAAAAGUGUACAAUAGAACACGUCGAAUCUCUUACGAGUUAUUUCACUACCCACCUCGAAAUAAUCGUAGAGUAACAAGGCAACAAAUAUUUGUUUUCAUUGCGUUUCUUGGUUAAAUUCGAGCAUUUUUCGCACAAGGGUGUGGGGAUUAAAGGUUAGGCCCUCUUGAGCUAGAAUCAGCGCCAGCUUUCGCUUAUCAACUUGACAAUGCUGCACUGGAAAAUUUAACUUUAAGCCCGCGCUCUUGUGUAUAAAAAAGUAAUGUCUAAUGUCCACGCUACAAGAUUGUCAUUGUAAAUCUACGUGUCAAGUCUGGCAAAGCCUGAGGGUAUUAGAACGCUUUCAGUUUUCAUUCAUUAAUCGCUUCAGUAGUCAAACACAGAAGGUGCACUUCUCAAAGCCAGUUCUCGGUCGGUAAGAGCUGUUUCUCUGUUCAGUCUCCCGGUGAUUCUUUCGUUCAUUUUGGUCAGCUGAUCGCGUGAUUGACUCCGUUUAAGACAACAUGGAGAUUUUAAGCAGCGAACAGAAGACAAGAACUCCUACUAAACCACCGAGACCGAGCCGCAAACCGUAAGUAUAUUUCAAUCUCGCGACUGAGUGGGCAUCGAUUGGAACAAACCUUUUAAGACACUACUCAAUUAAGGGUUUAUAGAGACUGAUUGCGUUUGGCUUGCUCAAAAAGAUUCAUAGCACACCAAAGCGGCAUAAGAAAAUUCAUUGAACAUACGAACGCAAUAUGCUUUAAACCUGACUGCAUGUUUGUUUAUAUCUUUCGUAUUCAGAACAUUUUUAGAUCUUGAAUUAACUCAUUUUAUUAAGUACACCAAUACGGCGUUGUGUUAUUUUUGAACUGCCGAGUAUCGUGACACGCGUUUAUCGCAGUUUCAGCUUUCCUCGUAUGAAAUAAACACAAGGUGCAUGCACGCAAAGGCGAGAAUUUUAUUGUGAGCAUUUUUUAAUCUCUUGUUAAACAUUCCAGUUCUGUUUUAGUGAUUUCCAAUUGUUUUGCGUGAUUUUUUUUCGUCAAUUACUCGUCUUCUGUUUAUAGGGAAGAGCUUUGUAUUAGACAGAAAUUAGACAUUCAAACUCCUUGUCAAUUCCUACGUUUCAUCGUUGAAGGUCUAAAGCAAUUUCAUUAUCAGCAGACAGCAUACAGGAUGAGAACUGCGAAUUACAGUCAUCCAGCUCCCGCGGCAAAUAUAACAUGUCGAUUCUACGUAGUAAAUGUUUUUAUCCGUCUUUUUUAUCGCUUAAAGAAUAAUUUCUUUAGACGCUGCACCACUUCUCUGUUAACAAUGAUCAGAGUGAAAUUAAGAUUUGCUAUCUCCCUUUUUUUCAGUUUUGGAUGGAUGGUGUAAUUUCAAUUUUGAGCGAAUUCCGAGUGUUCUCUUCUGUUCCCCAAUGCCAUCAAAAGAAUGUCGAAAAGACUUAACUAAUUUUGCCUGUUUCACCGAAAGUUUAUACUAGAAUAGCUGAAGUGUAAUCAAUUUUUAAAGGGAAGCAUCACGUAUCGAAAACAGAACAGAAAAUUAUCAUGAGUUAUUUUCUAACCUUAUGGUUUGAUACUCGAUGCAUCAAAAGGAAAACUGUUCAUGUAGAUUAGCGGUCACCCUUUGUUGUAAUUGUUCCGCAUGCGCGCGUCUUCAGAGCUGAGCCAAAGUAACUGACUGGCUGAUUGAUUGACAAUGAGAUCGAAGUUUAAAAAUAGUACUGAGGUCAGUUUUUGGUUCGUAAGACUUGUCGUUGUCUUGAUCUUGAAUGAAUUAACUUUAUUUCCGCACUACAAUUAUAUAGUGCGACUGGUUGCCUGAUGGUUUCAAAGAGAUAAGAGAGGGCAAGGAAUGUCAGUUUAUUUAUAGUCAAGGACGCGCCGCGUCCGGCCUUUUACACACUAUACACAUGGCCGGCCGGCACUCCUUCCAGGCUCACUAUUUUCGUCUCAAGCUGAAAUAGGCAGGGUGCAAAAAAUGCCCGGUGCUGGUGAUUGUUAGUAUUUUUGUUCGUCAUAUUCUUAAAUCGAUUUGAAAUUAGCUGGUGACGAGUUGGUUUUCCAGCGUAGGAAUGCUUUUCAACCUUUAUCGGAACUUUCAUAUACGUCUUAAAAUAUGCCACUGAAGAAGUGCCUAAUUAAUGCAAGAGCUUAAUUACUUUCGUUUAGAUCAACUUGAUGUUUCUCGCGUUUUCAAUACGACAUGUGCAUUCUGCAGGUUAUUAGUCGCUGGUGUAAUCAUAUACAGACCAAAGAGUCCGAGUCUUGUGCUCACUGUUUGUUUAUACACAAAGAAAAAUCUCCUUCCUAGUAUAACGCUAGACUCAACUUAACUCGGAAAGUACCCUUUUCGGUGUUUUGAAAAAUUACUUUUCCGAAGUUUUGCGCAAGAUGUGGAUCGGCCAUCCCGGCUUUGCUUUUUGGGGGAUUCAAGGCUCAUUAACAUUUUAGAUAAACCAAUAAACUCCCGCUACAAAUUGUUUGAUCUGCAAUUCUUAUUCCACAGCAAAGUGUGUGCAAACUGUAAAUGCCCAAGAGAGAAUCAUGAUGUGUCGGUAGAUGUUGAUUUGGAUGGAGUUGAAUUCAAAAUUAGAGGCCUAAACAUCCAGUCCAACAUUAACAAAGAGAACGAUUUGCCUGCCCCGCCUUCCUCAAGGAGACAAAAUUACAAUGAUUACUCUACAGUGAAGGUGACCAAGACCGAGAGCAGUCCUGUUGACAAUGACUUCUUGCCCCCUCCUCCCCCACCCGCUUCAUUGGCCUCAGAUUACAUUUGGUCCCCACCGGGACUAACCGCUGGACAGGUAAGGAAAGAUGCAGGAUAUGAAUUUUUACAGCAAGUCCAGAAUCCAAUAGCUGUUUUAUUGCACAUUCAAAGUGAUUCUUACUUUAAGCCUGCUCACCGUAUUUACUCGAUUAAAUGCCGCCUUUGUGCAAAAACGCGCCCUUAAUCGAAUAAAUGCAGUUUCUCGAUUGAUGUUAAAUUUCCGUCUUCAUUAGCAUUUUCCUCGGUAAAUUUAGGAUAUAAAGGGAUGUUCAAAAAGCAGUUGUAAUCCGUUAUAAAUUGUAUUUUCGAUGUUCUUGCGAUGUUUUAGGCAAAAAAUCGGCUAUUUCUUCUUACCAAAACGUGUGAAAUUUUCUGCCAUUUUCUGCAGCUCCAACAAAACAACUGAGUGAACGUAACCUCGUCCCUAGCGCUUCUCGGUUGCGUCCCUUGGUCUGUCGAUAGCCUGUGACGUCAUUCUAUCGAAUAUCGUAAAUUUGGUUAGCCCUAGCUGGCUAUGAAGAAUUAGUCUUGUUGUUAAACGAGGAUAUAUGUUCUUUAACGAAGGCUAAAAAAAAUUUCCGUCAAGUACAGUUGAACCUCCAGUAACGGCCACCUCUCCAACACUGCCACUUGUUUUGGCCCGGUGUACAGUCCAUACAUUGACUCUUACGUAUUUAAAACCUCUCUACAACUGCCACUUUUUUUUGGCCCGGCGUACAGUCCAUACAUUGACUCUUAUUAAAAACCUCUCUAUAACGGCCACCUCUCCACAGCGGCAACGGCCACUAAAACGUGUCCCCAACUGUGUCCCCUUUACUGACUAAUGAAAAAGUCAAGAAUGGUCAUGAAAUUUGAUUCGUAUGGCGCGUUGAUGAUUAACCACCGCAAUCGUAUUUAAAUUUUGUUUCAUUUAUACUGUCUCAGUAAGCAUUAAUUCUCUACGAUAUUUAAAGCGAAAUGUUGCGAGCCUUUCUCGUUUUGUCAAGUUAACAUUUUGAUUCAAAACAUAAUUCAAGCUUUUUGCGUAUUUUAUCUCAACAUAUUUUUUAUGAUUGGAUUAUUAUCAUUAUGGGAGAGAGUAAGCAAGAACUUAGCACAAUAAACAUGUUGUACUUCCUAAAAAAAAUUGUCACAUUACACCCAUUCCUGUCCAUAACGGCCCGGGCUACAACGGCCCUUUUUUUCUGUCCCCAAGGUGGCCGUUGUGGGGAGUUGGACUGUAUUCAAAUAUUAGUUUUAAAAAAAUGCAUUUGUCUUUUGUAAUGUUUAUUACCGCAUUUUGUUGUUUAUUUACUUCUGUAAAUGAAACUGCUAUAUAGAAAAUCUUAGUAUUCAACUUACAGCAAUAUAACUAAUAUUCAGUUAAAACUUAAGUCUGGUGAAUUGUUUUGAUGGUUUAGCAGGUAUGAAAUAGAAGUUUUGUCUUCGACUUUUUUCCUUAGGUAGAGGCUUACAUGAAGUCUCUGCCGGAUGAUAAGAUCCCGAUUGCCGAUUCUCCAGGAGAAUCAUAUUAUCGCACUCAGCAGUUAUAUCAAAACCCUCCACAAGACAAAGCACCUGUACAUUUCUCAAAUAUCCCUGAGCCUCAGAGAGAAGCUUUUGUACAAUUCUGGAACAGCGAGGAUGACGCCCGCGGGACGGGAAAGGUCAAGAUCCCGUUAGGAAGACGAGAGGUAACGUUGAACGCCCGCACGUUUUAUAUUUUGCAGGUUAAUGGUCGAAAACGAUAAACGUUACGAUCUUUAAAGGUCGAGCCUUCUGACUACGAACUCCCACGAAUGUAUGCUAAGUUUGCGCAUAACAGAGGUGUCUGCACCAUAGCGACAGGAAAUAUAUCAAGUUUAGUAUCUUUGGGACCAAAAGAACUGUCCAUAUUAAGCAACGCCACUGAAUCGCUUUUUCCAGAAUUCGAGACUUCAGUUUUCUCAAGAACUGUUAUUUUAGAAUACAAAAUCUUCUUCGCUUUGGUUCGUCUUUAAACACCCGUUCAUGUGUUCUUUAUUUUAUAGUUGCUUUGUUUAUUGUCAAAACCAGAGUAAACAUGGCAUGCGGCAUAUGCCAAAAUAAUCCCGGGCUUUAUCCCACCUGACUGUUGAUCCUCAGGAAACAAAAGAUUACCGGCUUGGAGGAUUAUCCGACUGAAACUCAGAAAGAUUACAUCUGGCACUGAUUAACACAAUAAACUGAGUAUGAGAGAAUCUUAGCAUACUUUAUCCUCUCAAGAAAUUUAAACUGAAAAAUCUGGUGACAGUUUGCAUGUAACUUCUCAUUCGGGAAAUCUGCUUUGUAGCCGCAUAUUUUGCGUAAAUGAUGUCUCAAACUACUGUAAAUAAGAUAUUUUUAAAAUUCGCCGAAUCGUGUCAUUAAAAUGAGUCGCAUUUUCUUUAGAAGUGCAUUUAAACCAAUGCGUUCUUGGUAACGAUAGACAUCAGUGUUGUACUUUAACUGGUUAAAUGUAAAAACAGAUUAAAUAUUUUUAGCGCAUUUCUUUUUAUUGCGUUAUCGAUGGCAACCAGAUGCUUAAGUCCACCUCACAAGCUAAAGCUGAAAAGUUUCUUACAUUAAUCUCUCUCUAAAGGGAAUACUAAACUUUUUAAUACAGUAUAUCCUAACUUCUAACCCGCAAGGGGAAUGGUCAAGAGUGUUAAAAACAGAUGCAAGUUUCAAACCAACAAAAAUGUCUACUUUGCCGGCAAACUGCCGCUCACAUCCUUGUUACCGGCGAAAGUUCCAUUAUGUCAAUUUUAGCCUAUCAGGCACUCUUUCCGGCGUCAUUAAAACGCGGACUUUUGGCGGAGACCGGGAUCAGCAUCUAUUUUAUUUUGUUUAUGUCUUUUUUUUCGCGGCGAGUUGAAUGUCUUAUAUUUUUUACCGGAAAAAUAAGGAAAAUAUUCGAACACGCCAGAGAAAAGUAAAGGCUAUUGUUCGAAUGAGGAUGCAAGUCAUUAUUUGAAAAUGUUCUGAUCUUCGAAACAGUCACCCCUCCAGGCAAACACUCAGACGGUACAUUACCUGGUGAAAGAAGUAUGCGAUUCAAUAGUACAGGUCAUGUUUAGUUUAAUUAUUGAUGACCUGGUGGUGUUGCCCUUAGUUGAGGAUAUCUAAUGUUACUAACGUUAAAGAGUUUUUCUUUCCCUCUUUCUUCCUUUCUUCUUUUUUUUUUGUUUCCUUAGACCUGUCAGUCAUGCUUCAAGACCAUUCCAAAAGGUGACGUUGUAGUGUUGGCUGAGUUUGAGGAUAAUUCAGAGUCUUCAGCUUUUUAUCAUGCAGCAUGCUUCUGUUGCUGUAUCUGCUUGGAAUGGUUGGUAGAUUUAACAUAUUAUCGUUACGGCAAUAAAAUCUAUUGCGGGAGACAUCACGCCGAGCUCUCAAAACAGCGCUGCUUUGGUUGUGAUGAGGUAAGCAGUAAUCCCACAAAGGGCAUGAGACUAACAGUGAUUGCUGUCUUCUCCAAAUCAGCUCUUUAGAAUGUUUGCACGGUAGGGAAUGGACGACUGAAACCGUUUCUUGCUCAUUCUUUAUCGAAACAAACUGACUUUAGCUUACCAACAUAUUUACUGGAUUUCUAGCUAGAGUUUUUCGUUUCUUCCUCAGCUGAUCUUUACUGGGGAAUACACCAUCGCUAUGAACAAAAGUUGGCACUUGGGACACUUCCGGUGUAAUGAGUGCAACAUCAGUAUUACUGGCAAGCAGUUUAUCGUCAAAGAGGAAAAGCCUGUAUGCCUUGAAUGUUUCGAGCAAAGGUGCGUCUGACCAUUUUCCAAUCUUGUUUGGUCACUAAAACUACAAUCCUUGUCAAGGUGUGAGCUAAGAGUGUGAGUUUGUUUUACCAUGACACCUUUGUUUUUCAACGUUCACCACAUGGACUAAAGCAAGUCACGAUCAAGAUGGGGGGAAUUUAAUUUAAUUAUUUAUAUCAAAAAGGGAAGUGCUGACUUUGGAAAUACGUCCUGUCGAUAGUUUCACGGACUAAUUAAAUUGCAUGUGCUUUCCCUUUUAAAUAGUACAGAAAAAAGGAACUUCAACAAAGCAAUUUUGAUCGUGUUUUGCUUGGGUCCUUAAUAACUUAACUGUUUGCCAAUCUUAACGAAUCUCACUUCCAUGCGCUCUCGUCUAACGUAAUACUAACAAUACGUUGGUUGUCCUGUGAUAGGAUGUCGUAGUGAGUUGUACCCGCCAUUCACAAGUGUCACGGCACUGACUCAUUCUAACCGCAGUUUUUGUCACUCUCUUUGUUGAUCAUUUAACGCAUAGGCCUGACAAGUCCCCUGCACAUCUGAUUUUGCCAGUUCACAGCGCCAUAAAUCGCCCUCAAAUGUAAGUGAGGUUCGUUAUUGGUGCUUUUUUACGAACAUGAAUUCACCAAAGUUAUUUUUAGGUCAAUUAAAAGCUUGAAAUUAAUAGGGAGUUGGUUUCCUGAGAGGCCUGCAAAUUUUUAUUCGGUGUUGUCAAGAUAGAAUAACGAGACAGUUGCGAAUGGAUUUGAUGACGCUUAAAACGAUGGUUUAAAAUGUGCGGACGUUCAAGGAAUAACAUUUCCGUUUAAUUACAACCUUUAAAAAUAGGUUUAGUAAAAUUCACAUAUCGCGGCCAACACCCUAAGAUUUCCUUUCUGUCUCAUUAUUUUCUCUUGUUUACAGUUAAACUAAGUUGCUGAUGUUGUGAUAUUGUUUGUAGAUUCGCCAAUGAGUGUGACCACUGCCAUGGAAAGAUUGGACCUGAUGCUAAAGAUGUAUCAACUGCAGACAACCGCCAUUGGCAUGAAACGUGUUUUCUCUGCGACAUAUGUCGGAAACCUCUGCGGUCAGAUGGAAAAUUCACCUUCUACAAGGAUCAGGUCCUUUGCAACGACUGCUAUAUCACCAACUUCCAGAAGACUUGCGAGGGAUGUCGAUACGCGAUUGAGUCAGGGAGCGCACGCCUCGAAUACAAUGGAACGUACUGGCAUGAGGAGUGCUUCAAAUGCGCCGUUUGUAAGGAGGCAAUUGGGACCAGCGGUUUUGUGCCAAAAGAUGGUGAAUUUUACUGCCCCAACUGUUAUCAGAAUUUGCAUGCCAAGCGCUGUGCGGAGUGCGGCGAGCCGUUGUCCGAAGGUGGCGUUCUUUACAACGAACAAACGUGGCACAAAGAGUGUUUCAGUUGUUACAGUUGCCAUGAGUCUCUAGCGUCUCGUCCCUUUUCCGUACACAACGGUGUGCGCUAUUGUAUUGAAUGUUAUGGAAGAUUUCUGGCCAAACAGUGCGAGCUGUGCUUCAAGCCAAUUAUCGGAGGGGAAUACUUUACGUUAGAAGAUUCCAAUUUCCACAAAGAGUGCUUUAACUGUAGCCGGUGUCAGCGGUCAUUGGCCAACGAAGGUUUCGCCCGCGAAGGAGUGGAAUUGCUAUGUGCCAGCUGUGCUGAAUAAACCGAUGACCGUUGGACCACACGCCGCAGUAAUGAUCAGUUGACGCCAUGAAGUUGAAGACAGUCUAAUGACGUCUUUGUAAUUUUCUAUUUAGAGAAAAGAAAGUCCCUUUUCAUGGUACAAAAGACAAACU
Molecule: messenger RNA, 8850 nt
Organism: Porites lobata
Lineage: Eukaryota; Metazoa; Cnidaria; Anthozoa; Scleractinia; Poritidae
Source: the annotation of a GenBank genome assembly